Dendrobium catenatum is the source of this 1660-nucleotide messenger RNA. RefSeq names its product protein PAIR1. Lineage: Eukaryota; Viridiplantae; Streptophyta; Magnoliopsida; Asparagales; Orchidaceae. Gene Ontology annotation, biological process: microsporogenesis; meiotic DNA double-strand break formation; chromosome organization involved in meiotic cell cycle. The record is from RefSeq and is a predicted model, not a curated record. The transcript has 11 exons. Bases 293 to 1441 code for a protein of 382 amino acids. Gene Ontology annotation, cellular component: nucleus.
AUCGAACUGCAACUAUAAAUUUGAAUUGACAUGCCCUUGCCCCGCCGAUUUGUAUGCCCUCCACUUUCCGCCCUUUCUUUCACUCUGAUAGCAGCUACUGCGGUUGCUGGAAUAAAAUUCGCUCCAGAUAUCGUAAGGAUUGCAAAUGAAAUAAAGCAUCGGUUAGAUCUCCAUUGGAAUCGAGAUCUAAGCGCCUUCUAACCGAUCAAAUGAAGCUUAAUAUUAACAAGGUCACCGAUCUGAGUUCCAUCUCAGUGCUUCCGCCUCACUCCAGGUUCAGAUCGUAAUCCUUAUGAGACUGAACACGAUGAACUCAGGAGUGGAUGCAUACGGGUUGGGGAGAAAUCAAGCGUCGCAGCUCCGAUCUCAAUCUCAGCAGUCAUUUUCUCAGGGGCUUUCUCAGUCUCAGAUCUCUCAGAGCUCCUUCGAGAACUUCGGGAGCGAUCAGAAAAUUGAUUCUCAAGAAAAAGAGAAGCCAUCAAAAAGGAUAUCUUCAUUAGCUCCCAUAAUGCCACUACGAGAUGAUUCUCAGAUGCAGCUGUCAGGGGCAUCCAGCAAUGCCAUGCGACGUUGGAGUUGUGCCACUGUUCCAGAUAAUAAAUGUCAUGUUAGUGAAGAGCUUGAACACAGAUUACGGCUCCUGGAAAGUUCACUGAGUAAACUGGGCAUGAUCCUAGACUCCCUUCAAAGCGAUGUCAUGCAAGUGAACAGAGCUGUCAAAGAAGUGUCUUUAGAGAUGGAAGGGAUACGACAGAAGGCAAAUCUUCUUGAUAGUUCAACACAGCAAGUGCUGAAGGAAGAGGAGGAUAUCAAAGCACGUCUUGAUAGAAGCAUGAAAGUCAUUUCUGAUGAAAUGAUGAAGAAAACUGAUUUUAAUAGACUAAAUGAGACUGCAUCUUCAAUUCCAUCAUUUACGAAGGAAAUAGAAGCACAUCUACUGGGAUUUCGGAGUGAAAUUUGUUUUAUCAUCUCAAAAAACAUGGAGGUUUUAACAAAGAAUAUGAAGUCUGUUUUCAACAAUUUGCCAGAUGCAAUUUUGUCGAGAGAGGCUAAAAGUUGUAUUACAGCUCGAAGACAUGAACGCAACCAAAUAUCAAAAACCGAAAUGCCAGUAUAUUCUUCAUUCGGCCAUAUGAGAAGGGAAGCUGUUUUAAAGAAUGACGAACCUCUAAAGUUCUUAAAACCAAAAAUGACAAAUUCUAGUAAAUACGCAAUGGUUAAGCAUGAAGAAAUUCCAAUGGCACUGCAGGAGCAGAUACUCAUUGAGUCAGAUGAGGAGAGUGAUAGAAGUCCUUCCUGCAUCUUAGUGAAGAAAGAAACCGGUGUUCUUACAGGUAAGGAGUGUCAAUUGGAAAGGGAAGCUAGAGAAGAAUCUAUGCGCAUUCUAAUGAAAGCGAGGAAGAGAAAGAGAAGGCCAAGUUGUUACAUGAAUAUACUUUAAGGCCAAGUUGGCUAAUACACAUUCAUUCUCUUAGUUCACUACCCAAAAUCUUUAAGGGAUUUAUCCUGCUUCGUGAAGGAAAUGUAUGCCAUAUUUUCCAAACUAUCGAGGUAAAUAUCCUUUCAAUAAACAUCCUCUUACUCAAUCCUGUUAGUUGCUACGUGUUUUGAUUUCUUGUUUCAGGAUGACUGACCUUUUAAUUUCAUAUAUGUGUUUCCA